Molecule: messenger RNA, 906 nt
Organism: Carlito syrichta (Philippine tarsier)
Lineage: Eukaryota; Metazoa; Chordata; Mammalia; Primates; Tarsiidae
Product: transmembrane epididymal protein 1A-like
Exons: 1
Coding region: 1-906 (301 amino acids)
Source: RefSeq, a predicted model, not a curated record
AUGGGAACCUUUAUUGGUCAUGUGUAUCCAGGGCUCUUUCUGUUCUUUUAUGGACUGUAUCAGGCAAUAGUGGUCUCCAAAGCCAUAAUAUUCAGUGACUCUCUCCUGUAUCCUUCGUGCCCUUCCAGGAAUAAGGGAAGAUGUGCCAGGCUGUGGAAAAUAUCCUAUGAAGGUUCGUUGAAGAUGGUGGUUGGCUCCCUCUUGAUAGCUUAUGAGGUCAGCAGCAUUGAAGGAGGAUUGAGACUGAUGAACAGAGAGCUACCACCAAGGUUUAUGUACCCCAAAGAGUGGCAGCACCUCACCAUGUUCACCCUCCUCACCCUCAUCGGCUGUGUAGACGUCGUGAGCAAGAAUGUGCUGGCUCAGAGGUGUGUGGCCCUAGAGAAAGGUAUCCUGGUCCUUUCCUUCUAUGAGCUCCUGCUGCUGCUGGUAACACACGUUAAGGGCUCAGAAGGGGUAGAGCUGCAAGUUCAUGCUCUGCUCAUCUUGGUGGUGUUCCUGCUGACGCUGGUGUUGGCUGCCGAGCUGUGGGCUCCCGACACGUGUCACCUCUGGCUGAUUGAGACCUUUCUGUUUCUGAUAAUGGGCUCCUGGCUGAUACAGGCAGGCUUUAUUCUAUACAGACCUCUCUCGGGCUACCCUUGGCAGGAUGAUGACACCAAUGACAUCAUGUUUGUCACCACCUUCUUCUGCUGGCAUGUGUUGGUCGAUGCCUCCUGCCUGUUGGGAAUUUAUGGCUUCUCUUCCUUUUGGUACCGUUGUUACGGUCCCAGCUUGAGGCUGAUGGGGUCCAAAGAGGCUCCACAUCACACCAGCGCUCCAGGACACCUCUACAAGUUGCUGCAGGAAGUGGAGCCGUCAGAGAGAGAGGACCAGGUUCUCCUCCUUUCAAAGAAUUCCCUCUGA